AUGGCAGAAGCCGACACCUCUUCUCCGACCUCUCCCCCACUAACUCUCUACUUUGGCUACGGCUCCAACCUCUGGCUGCACCAAAUGGCCACGCGAUGCCCCGACUCGCAGUACCUCGGCAUCGCCCUCCUCCCACACUACACAUGGCUAAUCAACGACCGGGGCUACGCCAACGUCGUCUCAGCUCCAUGUCCCGACACCGCGACAUCCGGCUCAUCACGCUACAAAACCAGCGUCUACGGCCUCGUCUACUCACUCACGCCCAGCGACGAAGCACGGCUCGACAUCAACGAAGGCGUGCCCAUCGCCUACACAAAAGAAUACCUACCCUGCUCCUUCUGGGCCGCCACUUCGCGCGAACCCGGCACUAAAAUCGACACUUCGCAGCCGCCCUCUGAAACCAACAAGCGCCUGCUCGUCUACAUCGACCGCGUGCGCACCGCGCCGUCGACGCCGCGCGACGAAUACGUGUACCGCAUGAACCGCGGGAUCCACGAUGCGCUUGGAUGCGGGGUGCCGGGCGAGUAUGUGGACGAGGUGAUGCGCAAGUACAUAGCUGCUGAUGAUUAUGAGGAGGAGGAGGAGGAGGAGGAGGAUGGAGAGGAUGGGAAGAAGAAAAGGGAAGAGAGGGAGAAGAUGGCCGAGUUUGCGAGGGGGCAGGCGGCGAGGUUUAGGGAUGAGAGUGGGGUUUUUGAAUGA
Molecule: messenger RNA, 699 nt
Organism: Exserohilum turcica Et28A
Lineage: Eukaryota; Fungi; Ascomycota; Dothideomycetes; Pleosporales; Pleosporaceae
Exons: 1
Coding region: 1-699 (232 amino acids)
Molecular function (GO): gamma-glutamylcyclotransferase activity
Source: RefSeq, a predicted model, not a curated record